AAGUCGUGUCCCAUUUGAGAUUAGAUCAAAUACGGUAAUAGCCUCAACUGGCGCGGAGCCAUAAAUGUCCCCAUUCGGCUGCGCCGCACUGGCACUCAUUAGACGCAUUUAACAAGACCAUCAAUUUUUUCCUCGACCGGCAUUUCACUUUUUCUCCCAUAAACGCUCACAGAUCUAUCGCUUACGCCAUCAACGAUCUUCUAUGUGAAGCACUGUUGUGUGUGUUUAUCCCAUUUGUCCAGCUAAAUCGAUAGCGGCACGCAUUGGCGACAAAUCUCUCACGAGCAGUGUGAAUUUUCCUUUAUGAUUAAUCAGUGUGUAAUGAAGUUUCCAUGUCAAGUGGCGACGUGAAUGGGACUGGCACCGGUUGGAUACUGCUUAUAUAAACAAACGUCGAUCUCGGAUGCAAAACGGGAAUCGAGUUGAUCUUUAGGAAAGCUUCAGGCAGUACCGGCGCGUCACCUGUAUGCGUAUUGAUAGGUCACUACGAUGAAUAUGUUUUGUUUCCAUUGUCCGCCGCUGUUGUCGCAACAGCUGCGGCUGCCAACGCUGGAAUAUCCUUGCCUGCCGCAUCAUCCAUAUCCAUCCAUAAGUUAUCCACACUCUGAUCUACACGACGAUGCCUAUCCGCGUCGUAAACAGCGGCGCAACCGGACAACCUUCACCGUGCAGCAGUUGGAAGAACUGGAAACGGCGUUUGGUGUUACACAUUAUCCGGAUGUUUUCACCCGGGAAGAUUUAGCCAUGAAAAUUAACCUGACAGAAGCCCGCGUUCAGGUUUGGUUUCAAAAUCGGCGAGCAAAAUGGCGGAAACACGAAAAAAUUACCAGUGACAAGAAGAAACCACACGAUGACAAAGAUAAUGAAGGGCGAAGGAGCUCCUCCGCAGCAUCACACCGUAGUGACGACGAACAUGUUGACCUUUCCGGUGAUGACAUGUCAGAAACGUCUUCGGUGGCAUCGUCUGUAGGAAAAAAGAAAUAUGACGACAGAAAACAUUCGCACAUGGAAAUUAAGAAGAAUGUCGUGGAACCGGCAUUAAAUUUCGAAGAAAAGCCAAAACUGGAAAAGAUGUUGAGCGCGACAGGACCGAUGAAAAGCGGGUCCGGUGCAGCAAAACAAGUGCACACACCGCCAGCAAAUCCCAAGCGACAGCCGUGCAGCAGUGCCCGUUCCAGCUGCAGUCCAGUGCCGCUGCUGGCCAGCAGCAAGCCUGCACUGUCACUGCCGGCAGCGGCCAGCACGGCUCUAACCAUCACGACCACUCCGCCCACAUCAAGCGGCCUCAUCAAUCAAUUCGCACGGCCAUUCUUCCUGUCGAGUCCCAGUGGUGCGGCAGCAGCCGCUGCGGCGGCGGCGGCGGCCGGAUCUAUGUUGGUGCGAGCACCGGAUUUCCUUAAUCAAUACUUGGCCCGCGCCCAUGCUCCGCCCCAUCUGAGCGCCGCUUCAUCACUGUAUCCGGCGCUGAUGCGCUCGCCCUUUGAGGCCCUGGCCCCACUGUUCCCCGGUCGGUCAUUCCCGGCGCCCGGUGCCCACUUUGACCAGAAGACCAACAGUGUCGAGGAACUGCGCCGCAAAGCCAAAGAGCAUGCUGAAAUGUUGGCCAAGAAAUAAAUGGCAUACUAAAGAAACUGCCUACUGCAUUUAUACAGGAUAUUAAAUUUAAUUUUACCAUUGGA
Messenger RNA from Paramacrobiotus metropolitanus, 1679 nucleotides. Its product is annotated as paired mesoderm homeobox protein 2B-like. The record is from RefSeq and is a predicted model, not a curated record. Bases 490 to 1614 code for a protein of 374 amino acids. The transcript is spliced from 5 exons. Gene Ontology annotation, molecular function: DNA-binding transcription factor activity, RNA polymerase II-specific; RNA polymerase II transcription regulatory region sequence-specific DNA binding. Gene Ontology annotation, biological process: regulation of transcription by RNA polymerase II. NCBI's taxonomy places the organism in Eukaryota, Metazoa, Tardigrada, Eutardigrada, Parachela, Macrobiotidae.